UAGCCUGCAUGUCGACAAAUGUUCGGUGUUGCAAUGCGAGCAAAAUCUAGCCAAUCUUAGACAGACUAGCUAAUUUAGCUGGUUUGCGAAUCUCGUAAGGACAGCAACAUUUUGAAAGAUGUUGAUUUGUCUUCGACAUUGCUUGCUGGUGCUACGUAGCUAGCUUGCUAGCUUCGAUUGCAUAUUUCUUUAACGGGACUAAAAGUGUUUGAGUUAUCUCGCUGGCAAACGUUAACAAUGCAAGGCAACGUUAACUUUUAUUUAUUUGCUAGCUAGCUAGCCACACAUGAAAUAACUUUUCAUUUAUUAGAGCAGUUAGCUGGCUAUUUUGUUAGCUAACUGCUUAAUUCAGCAUCGAUAGGUAAUUUAAACGCCCUCCCACCAAUUGAAAAAAUGAAGAGGACCGAAAAUAAAAUUAAACGAAAACUCUGCAAUUCGGAUCAGCAGGGAAGCGGGACCGAUGAAAAGGAUGCGAAGGAGUUUGCGGCCCCCCCUCCCCUGCUGUUCCGGAAGCUCAGUAACCCGGACCUGUCCCCCGCGGCGGGGAAGACCAAGCUGCACCGGCAGCUGAGCCAGGACGACAGCCGCGCUCGCCGCAGCAGCAUGGCCAGCGGGCUGACCGGGAAGCAGCUCUUGCCGCUGUCCAGCAGUAUGCACAGCGGGGUCAGCCAGCUGGAGCCCAACAACAUGGUGCGGAUGAGGAACCAGUCGCUCGGCCAAUCGGCGCCCUCGCUGACAGCUGGAUUGAAGGAGCUGAGCCUUCCGAGAAGGGGCAGUUUCUGUCGGACCAGCAACAGGAAGAGUCUGAUUGUGACGUCCAGCACCUCGCCUACCCUGCCUAGACCUCACUCGCCACUUCAUGGACACCCAGGGAGCAGCCCUCUGGACAGCCCCCGGAACUUUUCCCCCAACACCGCGGCCCACUUCUCUUUCGUCCCGGCCCGCAGUCACGGGCACAGGGCUGACAGGACAGAUGGCCGUCGCUGGUCUCUGGCCUCCCUGCCUUCCUCUGGAUAUGGCACCAACACGCCCAGCUCCACAGUCUCGUCAUCAUGUUCAUCCCAGGAGAAGCUGCACCAGCUGCCCUUCCAGCCCACGGCCGAUGAGCUGCACUUCCUCACCAAGCACUUCAGCUCGGAGAGCAUCACGGACGAGGAGGGCCGCCGCUCGCCCGCCAUGCGCCCCCGCUCCCGCAGCCUCAGCCCUGGCCGGUCACCCAUCUCCUUCGACCAUGAGAUCGUCAUGAUGAACCACGUGUACAAAGAGCGCUUCCCCAAGGCCACGGCUCAGAUGGAGGAGCGCCUGGCGGACUUCCUUGCCUCCUCCAUGCCGGAGAAGGUGAUGCCCCUGGCCGACGGGGUCCUGAGCUUCAUCCACCAUCAGGUGAUCGAGCUGUCCCGGGACUGCCUGGACAAGUCCCGCGAGGGCCUCAUCACCUCCCGCUACUUCUACGAGCUGCAGGAGAACCUGGAGAAGCUGCUGCAGGACGCGCACGAGCGGUCGGAGAGCGCCGAGGUCACCUUCGUCACCCAGCUGGUCAAGAAGCUGAUGAUCGUCAUUGCGCGGCCUGCCCGCCUGCUGGAGUGCCUGGAGUUCGACCCAGAGGAGUUCUACCACCUGCUGGAAGCUGCAGAAGGCCAUGCCAAAGAGGGCCAGGGCAUCAAGUCAGACAUCCCCCGUUACAUCAUCAGCCAGCUCGGCCUCACCAGGGAUCCCCUGGAGGAAAUGGCCCAGCUGAGCAGUUACGACAGCGGCAACCCAGACACCCCAGAGACAGACGACUCUGUGGAUAGCCGUGGUGCCACGGUGCAGGCAACCACACCCAAGAUAAAGACUCCCCGUGAGGAAGACUUUGAGAACAUCAAGCUGAUCAGCAACGGCGCCUAUGGCGCCGUGUACCUGGUGCGGCACAAAGAGACCCGGCAGCGCUUCGCCAUGAAGAAGAUCAACAAGCAGAACCUGAUCCUCAGGAACCAGAUCCAGCAGGCCUUCGUGGAGCGGGACAUCCUCACCUUCGCCGAGAACCCCUUCGUGGUCAGCAUGUUCUGCUCCUUCGAGACGCGCCGGCACCUCUGCAUGGUCAUGGAGUAUGUGGAAGGUGGAGACUGCGCCACUCUGCUGAAGAACAUCGGGGCUCUGCCUGUGGACAUGGCACGCAUGUACUUUGCUGAGACGGUUCUGGCGCUGGAAUACUUGCACAACUAUGGCAUCGUCCAUAGAGACCUCAAACCUGACAAUCUCCUUAUCACCUCACUGGGACACAUCAAACUGACAGACUUCGGGCUCUCCAAGAUCGGCCUGAUGAGCCUCACUACAAACCUCUAUGAAGGUCACAUUGAGAAGGAUGCCCGCGAGUUCCUGGACAAGCAGGUGUGCGGUACGCCGGAGUACAUCGCCCCGGAAGUGAUCCUGCGGCAGGGCUACGGCAAGCCGGUGGACUGGUGGGCCAUGGGCGUCAUCCUGUACGAGUUCCUGGUGGGCUGCGCACCCUUCUUCGGGGACACGCCCGAGGAGCUCUUCGGCCAGGUCAUCAGCGACGAGAUCAUCUGGCCGGAGGAGGACGAGGCCUUGCCCCCAGACGCCCAGGACCUCAUCUCCAAGCUGCUGCGGCAGAACCCCCUGGACCGCCUUGGAACAGGCAGUGCCUUCGAGGUAAGGCAGCACCGCUUCUUCAUUGACCUGGACUGGAACAGCCUGCUGAGACAGAAGGCGGAGUUCAUCCCCCAGCUGGAGUCUGAGGACGACACCAGCUACUUCGACACCCGCUCAGACAGGUAUCACCAUGUGGACUCUGAAGAGGAAGAGGACACGAAUGAUGACGAGCAUGUGGAGAUCCGCCAGUUCUCCUCCUGCUCUCCUCGAUUUAGCAAGGUCUACAGUAGCAUGGAGCGUCUGUCCCUCCACGAGGAGAAGAGGACGCCCCCGCCGACAAAACGCAGCCUGAGCGAGGAGGGGGGCGACCGCAUCGACAGCCUCAGCGGCCUCAAGUCGCGCGACCGCAGCUGGAUGGUGGGGUCCCCGGAAAUCCUGCGGAAGCGUCUCUCUGUGUCAGAGUCAUCCCACACGGAGAGCGACUCCAGCCCUCCGCUGACGGUGCGCCGGCGCUGCUGCUCCGCCAUCAUCGAGAUGCCCCGCUUCGCCAUAUCCGCCGAGGACGAGGGGGCCGGCAACAGGAAGAGCCCCGCCCUGCUGCCCCAGACUCCGGCCAGGGGCCCGAGGGGCGAGGAGCUGCCCCUCUCCAUCCCGGAGCUGCCUGUGGAGAGGGAGCUUAAGCUGGACGAGUCGCCCACCACCCCUGGCUCCACCGCCAGCCAGCUGAGCAGGGCCACCCUGACCCCGGGCAGCUCCGGGGACGUGUGGGACCGCUCGUCUCCCCGCUGCAGCAGCACCGAGGGGGCAGACAGCUCCACCCCCAAGGCCAUCAGCGACCUGGCGGCCCGCCGCGCCCGCCACAGGCUGCUCUCGGGCGAGUCGGUGGAGAAGCACACCUCCCGACCCCUCAACAAGGUCAUCAAGUCGGCCUCCGCCACCACGCUGUCGCUCAUGAUCCCUGCAGAGCACCACGGAGCCUCCCCUCUGGCCAGCCCCAUGUCCCCCCACUCCCUCUCCUCCAACCCCUCUUCGAGGGACUCCUCCCCCAGCCGAGACCUCUCCCCUGCCAUCUCCAGCGCCAAGCCCGCCAUCGUCAUCCACCGCGCCGGCAAGAAGUACGGCUUCACCCUGAGGGCCAUCCGGGUCUACGUGGGGGAGACGGACAUCUACACUGUGCAGCACAUGGUGUGGCACGUGGAGGAGGGCGGCCCUGCGCAUGAGGCGGGGCUGAGGAAGAGUGACCUCAUCACCCAUGUCAACGGGGAGCCUGUGCACGGCCUGGUGCACACCGAGGUGGUGGAGCUCAUCCUCAAGAGCGGCAACAAGGUGUCCAUCUCGGCCACGCCUUUUGAGAACACGUCUAUCAAGGUGGGCCCCGCCAGGAAGUCCAGCUACAAGGCCAAAAUGGCUCGCCGCAACAAGAAGACCAAGACCAAGGAGGGCCAGGACAGUAAGAAGAGGAACUCUCUGUUCCGGAAGAUCACCAAGCAGGCCUCUCUCCUGCACACCAGCCGCAGUCUCUCCUCCCUCAACCGCUCCCUGUCCUCCGGCGAGAGCGUUCCUGGGUCCCCCACCCACAACCUGUCCCCCCGCUCCCCCACGCAGGGCUACCGCUCCACCCCUGACUCCGCGCACUCUGUUGGAGGGAACUCAUCCCAAAGCAGCUCCCCCAGCUCCAGUGUACCCAACUCCCCAGCCAGCUCCGGCCACAUCCGACCCAGCUCCCUGCACGGCCUGGCCCCCAAGCUGCAGCGGCAGUACCGCUCCCCCCGCCGCAAGUCCGCCGGCAACAUCCCCCUGUCCCCGCUGGCCCGCACACCCUCGCCCACCCCGCAGAGCACCUCCCCGCAGCGCUCGCCCUCCCCGCUGCCCGGCCACGCCCUGGGCGGCUCCUUCCCCGUCAAGCUGCACUCCUCCCCGCCGCUGGUGCGGCAGAUCUCCCGGCCCAAGAGCGCCGAGCCGCCCCGCUCGCCGCUGCUCAAGCGGGUGCAGUCGGCGGAGAAGCUGGCGGCCUCGCUCUCCUCCUCCUCCUCCUCCCCGUCCCCGUCCUCCGCCGCCGACAAGAAGCUGCCCGUCGCCUCGCGCAAGCACAGCCUGGACAUCUCGCACGCCGAGUUCAAGAAGGAGAUGAUGCAGAGGGACCCCAGCCUGCAGAGCCUGCAGGAGUCGGCCAGCGAGGGCUUCCUGGGGAGCAGGGUGGCCCCCGCCGAGAAGGGCAGCCUGCAGAAGCACUCCUCCCGCAAGCUGGGCCGGCAGGAGGGUCCCGACAGCGGGGCGGGGACGGGGGCCGGCGCGCUCGGGCUGGCCUCCGGCAAGAGCAAGCUGAAGGACAAGCUGUCGGCCAUCCGGCAGGACCGGGCGGAGAGGCGCGAGUCCCUGCAGAAGCAGGACGCCAUCCACGAGGUGGACUCCUCCGAGGACGAGACGGACGAGGGCUCCGAGGACAGCCAGGACGGCAGGAGGUUGGGCUGCUGGGGGGACAGCAGGCACAAGAGCUCCAGCAAGGAGGAGGACCCUUUCGCCCCUCCGGGCUCCGUGCUCAGGCCCACCACGGUGAUGGCCGCCCCCUCGCUCCGAACAGGCCCGGCGGCCUGCCCCGCCCUGUCCCUCUCCGCCUCCGCGCAGGUUUACUGCACCGCCCCGCACCUGAGCCGGCAGCACCAGGCUCCGGCGGAGCAGAAGCCGGCCCCGAGCACAGCACCCCUCCCGCCGGGUGAGAGAGCCGGUGGUCCUGCGGCAUCCGCCGAGGAGGCGGAGCAGAAGAUCGGGAAAGCGCAGGAGGUAGCGCUUGGCACCAAAUCCGCUGCGGUCCAGGAAGGGCCGCAGAGCAAGCUGCCCUGCACUUUCGCCACCCCGGGCAGCGCCUUCACCUCGGUCAGCAAGGAGCCCUUCCAGAAAACAGCUGCUCCCCCGGCACCUGCCCCAGCUCCCUUUGUGGACUGGAAGACCCCCAAGGUCCCAGAUCCCAGGGGGAAGAGCAGUCCGGGGGCUAAGACCGAGGACAAGACCUUAAAAACCAGCUGUGUGCCUGAUACCCAACUCAGCACCCCGCCCACAGACAGCAGGGAUGCGCCCACCACCUCCACAGGGACCAGCAAAGAGAAGAAGGAGGCCGACAACAGGAGGCAGGCCCUGAGCGCCGCGGCCCCUCCCCUCGUCUCCGAGAGCGGCGUGGACAAGGUGGUGUCGCAGCUGGCCACUGUGGCUAAGAGCGUGCUGGGUCCGGUCAAACUCAGCAUCCCGGGCGCCAGGGAGGCUUUUGAGAAGUCCAAAGAGCUGCGCCCUUCGGACCCCCCUCACCCAAAGAUCAAGGAGCAGGAGAAGCCCGGCACGCCGCUGGAAACGGCUCCCUGCAGCCCUCAGCCCCCCCGCCUGCCCGAGUCGCCCCCCAGACACACCCCCCCCAAAACUGAGCCAGCCGCUGCUCCCCAGAGGCCCUCGGACCCCGCGCUGGACAGGAAGAGGCCGGCGCCCGCCAAAGACUGCGCCCAGGCCGCCCCCGAGCCUCCGGAGAGGGCGGGGUCUCUGCGCAGCGGCCGGGACGCCCCCCAGCAGAGGCAGGCGGCGCCGGCCCCCAGCGCGAUGGAGCAGAGGAGGAGGCCGGACGCCCCCGCCCAGCCCAAACCUGCAGCGGCACCACACGACAAAAUGUGCAAGAAAACGUAGCAGCAUCACUGCAAAACACAAACGAGACUCUUGGCUUGAGAUUUUAAUUAAGGAAUGCAUGUUGGAGUAACAAAACAAAGAGACACUCUACAGUACACUAAUCUGAGAGAUGUUAGCUGUUAUAAAAAAAAAAAAAGAGGAACCCAACUGUUCCAUUCCGGAUUGUUUGUGUUUUAUGUUUCAUAUCCGAUUGAAAUCUGGACUGUGUAACUGUUCUUUUUGAUCGAUUCAUGUUCUCGUGACGUCAGAGUUUCUCUCUGCAAGCGACGGGGCUAGAAAUAAACAGCUGGGUUUAACUGGUCCUUUCAGAGAGGAAAAAAAUCUCUCACUAAACAUCUUUCCUGAAUUCACUUUGUCAUUGCUCUCCACUCUGAAUAUAUUGUCUGAGCCCACGUUUGUUCCUAGCUAAUAGAACUGGUUGUGCCUUAAUGAAUACAAUAUUUCAUACUCAUUUGCAUGUUUUUCCAAGAGCAACUUCUGGGGAAAAAAAGGAUGUAUCUCAGCAAUAAGUAGCGUAUGCUUAGCAAUUUGUAUAAAUACAUCAAGUUAAUGAAAAACUUGUAUCUCCACUGUUCCAUCAGCACUAAGCAACCUAAUUACAUUUUUUCCCAUUAUUGCCUCAUAAGUUUCACAUUGCAUUUUUACCGGUAGCGCAAAACAAAUUAGAAAUAACUGUAGAUUUUAAAGUGAUGGAAUAAGUAGCUUACAGGCAGUGUCAGUGUGUGCAGUGCUUCAUGUUAGAAUGUCUCGCAAACACAUGAAUGUUGCCGCAUCGUUCGCCGCCGUGUCACGGUCAGAAUAUACUGUAUGUGAGUUUUUUUUAUCUGUUGUGUUAGGAGGAUAGCCUAGCUGUCACCAUUGCCUGCUGUGUCUGGUCUCACAGCAUGAUACCCUUUCAAGAAAAAAAUUAAUCUUUUUGUAGUAUGUUUUUAAUGAUAUAGUGAACCAUUAAAAAAAAGAUAUGUUUCAUACGAGAGCUUGUGGUAGACUACAGAGUAGGGGAGGUGUUUCUCUGCCCAUCAUAGAUCAUUCUGUCUGAAGAUAUGAAUAAAUUGUCCCAUUCCGCUGCUGUGGUAUAAGGCCGGCUGCACCUAUGUCAGCAUGUGAGGGCAGUCUCACUGGAUGUGGUAUCGCGGGUCUCUCUGCUGGUCUGGGCUCUUUUGGAGUUAGAGUAGGAGAGCGGGAGGCUCUGGAGAAUAGCCUGUUGCAGCCACUUUAGUUCUGUGCUCCUCCAGCCCAUAGGGGGCGCCUCUCUUCCUUACACAACCUGACUGCCCAGUCUCUGGGCUGACUGUCACUCAUUGACACUGACAGUAAGGAAGGGGGUUCACUCCCCGGUACACAGGGCCAGGAAACAGCGUGGAGAAUGAAGGGUGUGUGCAUGAACCAGGCCAACAGGGUGUGAUGCAUCGAUGAACAUAGCUGGCAGCAGCCAGCAAUGAUAACAGAACAACUUCAAAAGUUCAGAAGGACCACUGUCUUUAUUUCUAGCCCCUGCUUUUUAUCAGCCACUUUUCCUGACCUUUUCUUUGUCGUUGUUUUAUAUCUGGACCAACUUGCUGUGUUCUUUCUCCUGUGAUUGAUUCUUAUUUUGUAUGGUUAGCAGACUUUAUACAUGUGUACGUAUGUGCGUGAUCGUGAGUGUGUGUGAGUGUGGGUGUGCGUGUGUACACAUAUCUUUGUGAUUUUGUUUUUUUUUUUCACCUUGCCGUGUUCAGAGAGCGUGCGUGUAUCUGAAUAGCUUGUGUCACUGCAUCCAGCAGCUUGCUUCCCUCUGUAAAAGUGUUGGAAGGGUUUGCUGGGCUUGAGUGGCUUUUGCACAUACCUUUUUUUUUGUCAUUUGGAAUUUAAUAAAAGGGAGGCCAGUCAGAAGCCUUGGCAUUGUUUAGGUCCAGAUUUUGGCCUUUGCUGAACACCACUAUCACUUUGCUUUUCUGCAGCUUUCAGUGUUUACGCCCCCUCAACACAAUACACCACCCAGCUCCCCGAGUCAGUACCCCCGGCCAGAAUCCACAGCCGAAGCUAGAGUGCGAUUCAUUCAUUCACUGUGAGAGCGGGUGUUUUUUUUUUUUUUUUUUUGCCCACGACAGGAAAUAAAGAUCUCCCCAGUGAGUUCUGGCCUGCUCCCCCCCUGAGGCGUGCGUUUGAGCUCAGAGACGUGUAAAGCGGAGGGAACCGCUGACAGCCACUCGCAUGACCAGGCGACGCUUAAACAUCGCGCGCAUGCUGCGGCUGUGUCUGUUGGCUCCUUUUGCUGUCGGCUGUAAGCACAUUCUGCCAGCCAGCCAGACCCUGGCUUAUGAAAACCCAGCCCUACUGAAGCUCUGCACACUCCUUUAUCACAGUGUAACAGCGGUACCUAGUCUUCCUGCCUUUGAGAUUUUUAAGCAAUUUGUCAUCUUGUCUGCGUUUAUGCCGCAUUAAACGAGCACUGAAAUGUAACAGUUUUGGAAUGCUACACAGCGGCGGUUCCGUUCCGGUUUGUGUUUCCGCGGGUUGCAUCAGACAUCUCAGUGGAUCAUUCCUCACUUUCUCUCUCUAAUAGAGGCAUGACUAUUCUAUUGAUAUGGACAGCUUCGUUUAAAAUGGGCUAAAAUCUAGGCGUAUUGAUAUAUAACAUGAAAUAUAAAUUUAAGCUUGUUUGUCCUCUUGUAGUACUUUUAUUAGAAGCCUGAGCUGAAUACUUGGGACAGAGCUCAGUGGAAUUGAUUCUGAUUCUGAGACAGACGUUGUUCUAACUACACCUUUACUGUGAUGAAUACUGUUUGUGAUCUCCAGCCAGUUAGUCUGCAGGUGAGCAGUUGACUGUUGUGUCACAUACUGAAACUGGCUUCAUUAAGAUUCCGGUUGUUUGAAUGAGGACUGUUUUAUUUUACUCGAGGCAGUGUGAGAGGCGAAUUUCAGAAAAUCUGCCCUCCUCCCCUCAUAAAUAUGAGUUCAGAAAGUCCAUGAGAGAAGGAUUUGCUUUGUCAUUAUAUUGGUCAGCUCUCAUUCAUACACACCCAUCAGUAGAAUCUCAGAUGUUCUGAACAUCAGCAGGUCAGUGAUCCACAGAAACCCCAGCCCCUCUAGCUUCAGAAGACCAAAGCUCCACAAGAACUGUGCGAUCCCAAGUAAACCCCCCACCCCCUACUCCAGCACACAAAAACAGCCUUUGAUAAAGUUUACAAUCGUGGUAGAGGAGUACACGUGGUCUGUACAUAGCGUGAGUCGUGUUUGUCUUUAACCUAGUGUAGCCGAGCGUGAGAGUGUGGUGUUUAGGUAUGACUGUUGCUCUGGGGGGUCGUGUUUUACAGCUCCCACUCAAAUUCACUCUGACGCCUCUGUCGCCACAAGGCCUGUCGGGUCUUUGCAGUUAAAGAUUAAUCAACUGAAAGUCCGUAAGGUUUUCACUGCAUUUAAAAAAAAAAAAUUGCCUAUGAUUAUAUCUUUUACCCGAAGCGAUAUCCAAUAUCCCAAGGAUCUGAUCAGUAGGCGUUUCGCCCUGGUGGGUAUCAUGUCAAGAUGAAAUAUCUUACAGGAUACCAUAUUGUUCCCUGUCAGUAGAGUGCCAGUGGUAGUUUUAUUAGCCGCGCGGGGCUGUGAUGGGAAUUUCAGCCACUGCAGGGCAACUCAACUGAUGUACGGUCCGUGUGGGAAGUAGAGACACCCCAG
Megalops cyprinoides (Indo-Pacific tarpon) is the source of this 9912-nucleotide messenger RNA. RefSeq names its product microtubule associated serine/threonine kinase 2 (gene mast2). Gene Ontology annotation, cellular component: microtubule cytoskeleton. Gene Ontology annotation, biological process: intracellular signal transduction; peptidyl-serine phosphorylation. The transcript has 31 exons. The record is from RefSeq and is a predicted model, not a curated record. Gene Ontology annotation, molecular function: magnesium ion binding; protein binding; ATP binding. Bases 394 to 6258 code for a protein of 1954 amino acids. Lineage: Eukaryota; Metazoa; Chordata; Actinopteri; Elopiformes; Megalopidae.